GGGGUUUGGCGGCCGAGGGCGCGAGAGCCUUCUCGGCUCAGCGUCCCCGCGCGACCAGCCGCCGGGUGCCAUGGCCGCCGUAGUGCGGGGGAAGGCCGAGACGCUAGCCCUGAGGCGGCGGCUGCUAAGUGAUUCUUGCAGACUCUUUUACCCGGAGGAUCCUAUUAAGAUUGUCCGGGGCCAAGGACAGUACUUGUAUGACGAAGAGGGAGCAGAAUACCUCGAUUGUAUCAACAAUGUGGCUCAUGUCGGACACUGCCACCCUCUCGUGGUCCGGGCCGCGCACGGACAGAACCAGAUGCUCAACACCAACAGCCGCUACCUGCACGACAACAUCGUGGACUACGCGCAGAGGCUGUCAGAGACCCUGCCAGAGAAGCUCUGUGUGUUUUAUUUCCUGAAUUCUGGGUCAGAAGCCAAUGACCUGGCCCUGAGGCUGGCCCGCCAGUACACGGGACACUGGGACGUGGUGGUGUUAGACCAUGCUUAUCAUGGUCACCUGAGCUCCCUGAUCGACAUCAGCCCGUACAAGUUCCGAGACCUGGAUGGCCAGAAGGAGUGGGUCCAUGUGGCACCUCUCCCAGACACCUACCGGGGUCUUUACCGGGAGGACCACCCCAAUCCAGCAGGGGCCUACGCCAGCGAGGUGCAGCACGUGGUGAACAGCGUGCAGGAGAAGGGCAGGAAGAUCGCAGCCUUUUUUGUGGAGUCUCUGCCCAGUGUUGCAGGGCAGAUCAUUCCCCCGGCCGGCUACUUCCCCAAAGUGGCAGAGCACAUCCACAGGGCCGGAGGGCUCUUUGUCGCAGACGAGAUUCAAGUGGGCUUUGGCCGAGUAGGCAAGCACUUCUGGGCCUUCCAGCUGCAGGGAGAAGACUUUGUCCCCGACAUUGUCACCAUGGGCAAGUCGAUUGGCAAUGGUCAUCCGGUAGCCUGUGUGGCCACAACCCAAGCUGUGGCAAGGGCCUUUGAAGCCACCGGCGUCGAGUAUUUCAACACGUUUGGGGGCAGCCCGGUGUCCUGCGCCGUGGGCCUGGCCGUCCUGGACGUUCUAGAGAAGGAGCAGCUGCGGGCUCAUGCUGCCUCUGUGGGCAGUGUCCUCAUGGAGCUCCUCCAACAGCAGAAAGCCAAGCAUCCCAUCAUCGGGGACGUCAGGGGCAUCGGGCUCUUUAUCGGUGUGGACCUGAUCAAAGACACAGCGACCAGGACACCAGCAACUGAGGAGGCGAACUACGUGGUGUCCAGGCUGAAAGAGAACUACAUUUUGCUGAGCACAGACGGCCCUGGGCGGAAUGUCCUGAAAUUUAAACCCCCAAUGUGCUUCAGUGUGGACAACGCGCGACACGUGGCAGCAAAGAUGGAUACUAUCCUGACAGACAUGGAAAAAAAGGUGAUUAGUUGUGAGACACUGAGGCUCCAUCCCUGAACCAGCCCUGGCACUUGUGUCCUCCUUCCUUGG
This is a messenger RNA of Lutra lutra (Eurasian river otter), 1456 nucleotides long. RefSeq names its product 5-phosphohydroxy-L-lysine phospho-lyase (gene PHYKPL). Gene Ontology annotation, molecular function: pyridoxal phosphate binding; transaminase activity. Gene Ontology annotation, cellular component: mitochondrion. The transcript has 12 exons. Bases 71 to 1423 code for a protein of 450 amino acids. NCBI's taxonomy places the organism in Eukaryota, Metazoa, Chordata, Mammalia, Carnivora, Mustelidae. The record is from RefSeq and is a predicted model, not a curated record.